Fraxinus pennsylvanica is the source of this 306-nucleotide messenger RNA. Lineage: Eukaryota; Viridiplantae; Streptophyta; Magnoliopsida; Lamiales; Oleaceae. The record is from the annotation of a GenBank genome assembly.
AUGCCUGCAGAUGGAAUUUACAAGAGGUAUGAUGCUUUUGAAGCUGGAGGAUCCAAAUCCUCUUUACAGCGUGAUUCAAACACCUCUAUUGCCAAUGACAAAGAAUCCAUGUAUAUUGAUACUAAUAAACUAAAAGAACCUACGAGCUGUCAUUUUCAGCCACAAAAUUUCUACACGAGUUCUGCCGAGGAAAGUGAAUGUGAAAAAUAUUUCUUCUCUAAUCAUAGUGAUGAUCUGCCUCAUGUGUCUAUUUUUGACACUCGUUGUGAGUUUCAGACCUAUGCUCUCUCCCGUCUUCUUUUUUAA